AUGACUAAAAGAUUAGUGGUAUUGGUUUCUAAUUUAGGGACAAGUUGGUACAACCUCGAUGAAUAUACACCUUGUCAACCUACCUGUGGGGACAGUACCCAGCAACGUCUGGUGGCAUGUGUCGAAGAAGGUACCCAGAGCGACACGAAACAAUUCUCAGCAGUGGCCAAUAAAUUUUGUCUUAACCCCAUGCCGAAAAUGCUCAAAGUUUGCAUCAGUGCAGCAGAAUGUCCAGCCCUGUGGGGCAUCGGAAGUUGGGAGAAGUGUUCGGUGUCAUGCAAUGGAGGUCUUCAAAGGCGCUGGUUGGGUUGUCAAAAGGUUCUGCCAGAUGGAAAUCUUGUAAACGUCAGUGAUACUGAGUGUGCUGAUAUUCCAAGACAACGCUCCAUCAGAGUCUGCAAUUCUUUUCCUUGCCAAAAACCAAGAAUCAAAGAACCGGUAAAGAAAUUCUUCCAGUUAACGCAUUCCAUGGCAAUCAAUAUCUUUACAGGAUCUCAUGCCUAUGUCUUACCAGCAACCGUAUUAACAGUGCGUUGUUUAACAAGAGGCAUCGAUCGAAGUUCCAUUAGGUGGUUUCGUAAUGGCAAACCACUGGUGCCAUUUACAGAUCUUCGCGUUAAAUACUCAAGAAAUUCUCUCCACAGAAUUAAAGUUCAGACGCUUUCAACUCCGAACCAAUCAGAAAACUACACGUGUCGUUGUAACACGAUCUACAAUAAUGUCAGUCGAACUUUGGAAUCAACCGUUGUUCUUCAUCUGAUAUCUUUAAUUGAUAUUCUAAGAGAAACAGCUCACAGAGAAUCGUAUCUGUUGGGUACAAUAACGUCACCGUACGCCAAUGUUACCGACCCGGCCGAUAAACGCCCUAGACGAGCAUAUUACGUAAAUAGCCAGUGGUCAUCGUGUACAGCGAGCACUUGUAAACGAUACGGACGGCAAACGCGAAAUGUAUCUUGUGAAAUUAUCACAACGAAUUACUUUGAAGAACUUCCGGUUGGCGUAUGUAAACGAGGACGAUUGAAAAGACCGGAAGUUAAGAGAAAAUGUCGAAUGGACUGUUUCAAGUGGAUUACUUACGAAUGGGGCAAAUGCCACCCCAUGUCUUGCAUCCGCGACAACAUGUCCAUACAACGCCGGCGAAUAGUCUGCUACGACAGUAUGUCACAUUCGAUCACCAGGCGGCGCAAUUGUGACAAUUUGUCUUUGCCUCCAUCAUUAGAGAGAAAGUGUUCAACACCACUGUGUCGAACGAAUUGGGUAACAGCGACAUCAUGGAAAAAGUGCCAUGGACAAUGUGGAAGUUAUGGAGUUCAGACGAGAUCCUUGUGGUGUCUUUGGGAGAAAACCGGUUUACCUGCCAAAAAUAAUUGCUACAAUAAACUUCGACCCCUAGUGAAAAGAACAUGUAAAAUGCCCCUUUGUAAACAUGGUGGAACGAACCAGUAAGAGAAAUGUGAUCCUGUCUGUAACAUUUGGUGAUUCACAACGAAACCCCUGGUAGCCAUUGAUUCUGAAUCAACCAGAAGUCAUUACGACAUAUGCACACACACACACAC
Octopus bimaculoides (California two-spot octopus) is the source of this 1556-nucleotide messenger RNA. Its product is annotated as ADAMTS-like protein 3. Gene Ontology annotation, biological process: extracellular matrix organization; proteolysis. Gene Ontology annotation, cellular component: extracellular matrix. Gene Ontology annotation, molecular function: metalloendopeptidase activity. Lineage: Eukaryota; Metazoa; Mollusca; Cephalopoda; Octopoda; Octopodidae. The record is from RefSeq and is a predicted model, not a curated record.